Messenger RNA from Adineta ricciae, 1224 nucleotides. Lineage: Eukaryota; Metazoa; Rotifera; Eurotatoria; Adinetida; Adinetidae. The record is from the annotation of a GenBank genome assembly.
AUGGCCACAUCAUUUAAAUUCGAAUAUAUGAACAAAAAUAUUGAUGAACAUUUAAAAUGUCCAAUAUGUAAGAGUCCUUUUAUUGAUCCGGUUUCAACUCCAUGUCGACAUGCAUUCUGUCGGCAAUGUAUUAACGAUAAACUUUCCAAUAAAUCGUCCUGUCCAGAAUGUAAUCAAUCACUCUCGUCGAAGGAUUUAUCUCCUAUGGUUAUUUUCAUAUGCAAAAUGCUUGAUGAUCUUUUGGUAAAAUGUGUAAAUUGUGAACAAACUGGAAUUAAACGAAGUCAAUUUGAUCAUCAUCUUGAAGAAGUUUGUCCGAAAACAUUAGUUUCUUGUUCAGGUGCUGAUAUUCGUUGUCCUUGGACAGGACGAGUAAAUCAAUUAAAACUUCAUAAAGUCUCAUGUGAUUAUGAACGAUUACGAACGAUACUUACAGAGUUGAUUUCUGAAAAUGAAACACUCAAAGAAGAAAAGUAUCUAUGUGAAAAAUCAGCAUGUUCCAUAGAAGGUACGACAGCAAUUGCACAACUAACGAAAGAAGUUAAUUUUAUGCUAGAUUCAAUUUGUCAUCGAAAUGAAAAAUUAGAAAAGACAAUCAAACAAUUUACAAAGUAUUCUCCAAUUGACUUGCGUCUACAAAAACUGACUGAUUUAGACAUGGGAAUUAUUGUUCAGAAAGCAAUUAUUGAUUGUCAAUGUACUGUACUUGAACUUAAAGGGAACAUGUUUAGUGAUCUUUCUAUACCAAUUUUAAUACAUGGUUUAUAUAAUAAUACAUCAAUGACAAAAUUGAAUCUCAAUCACAAUCCAAUAGGUGAUACUGGCGUUCGUUUAUUAGCAGAAUUCUUUGCUAUGGAUAACACAAAUAUUGAGAAAUUAUAUCUUGGCAAUAUUAACCUUACUGAUCAAGGUGUGUAUUAUUUAGCUCAGAUGCUAAUAAACAACAGGACAUUAAAAGCUCUCGGUAUUUUUGAAAAUCCAUUUGGUGAUCAAGGUGUAAAAGAAUUAGCACGUGUAUUCACUCAACACAAAACAAGUCUUGACUAUUUAUAUAUGGAUUCCAUGAAUUCGAUAACGGAUGCAUCUGUUGAUGUUAUAAUCAAUAUGCUCAAUAAUACUCAAUCAUUACAGAAAAUUGGAAUGAGAAAUUGCGGCUUCAGUACACAUGGUGUAAAACGUCUUAAAGAAGGUCUAGGCAAAAACCUCUCUCAAAUAAUAUUUUAA